Messenger RNA from Camellia sinensis, 1057 nucleotides. The record is from RefSeq and is a predicted model, not a curated record. Lineage: Eukaryota; Viridiplantae; Streptophyta; Magnoliopsida; Ericales; Theaceae.
AUGGGCGAAUUUGACGCCAAGGAGGGCACAAUGCGGACUUACAGGGAUCUUGCACUUCCCCUUGUUCGCCUCUUCAAUACCUUUCACAUCAAGCACAUUCCUCGUGCGGAGAACUCUAAGGCAGAUGAGAUGGCCCAGUUGGCUUCCGCAGACCAGUCCGCCCUCAGCAGUGGCGUCCGCCUCGAAUACCUAUCCCACCCCUCCAUUUCCCCCGACCAGCAUGAAGUACAAUUCCUCCAAAAUGAGCCCAUCCCUUGGGCGUCGGAUAUCUUUCAAUUUCUAACAGAGGGGGAACUUCCAGAUGACCACCAGCAAGCCGCCAAAGUCAGGGCACGAUCGUCCAAUUACAUCCUUGUCGACGGCAUUUUGUACAAACGUGAACUCAUUUAUUCUUACAAUGGGUAUUCAAUCCAGGCAAACCAUCGGUUCACAACAACAAUUCAAAGAAGCAUCUAUGGUCAUGCAACUAAUGUUGAGAUCCACCCCCUAAAUGAGAAGAAUGCUGUUCAAUCUGCAGUGGACCUUCUUGGGGAAGUCUUCGUCUUUUCGGUUGCAGGAGUUGCCCUUAUCUUUGAGGUGCAGAGAAGUUCUAGAUCAGAAGCUAAAAAGGAGGAACUGCGUAAGCAGGAACUGCAGGGUAUAAGGCUAAGAGAUGAAGAGCUAGCAAGAGAAGUGGAGCUUCUUAAGCAAAAACUUGAAGAGCUCCAACAACUUGCGAGGGGACGAGGACUCGCUGGUGUUUUCAACUUCAGAAAUGCUCACGAUGCUGAAGAUGGCAAGUCAGUAAAGCCAGCUUGAUCUGAUUGUAAGUUUUUCAACUGCAAGUAAUGCAUUAAUGUUGUAAUCAAAUAGUUAACCAUUCAUUGCUAUUGAUUUUGUCAAGCUCUCAACAAGGAAAGCUUUUUUUUUUUUUAUUUCUUUUGACCCUUUGUUAUUCUUUGCUGAUUUGGCUUUACUUGUUCCAUUUGUAAAUGAAAAUAACAAUUGAGGUCCUGUUUCUGUUAUUAAUGGCAAAUAAAAUAAAAUGAAGAAGAUCUUGAUGCUGUUUAUUUAUUUA